AUGUCUGCCGCUGUCACCAAUCCCCUUCCCCAACCUGAUGCUAAGGGAGCAAAGAAGAAGCGCGCCAAGGGCGAGAACUCUUCCACCGUCUCCGGAGCUGUGACAGAUCCCCCAAAUCCCGCAACCCCUACGACAGAAUCUGCUCCAAAUGGAGUGGCUGGCGCCCAUGAGCCCGGCUUUCUGAAGGAUCUGCACAAGAGCCAUCGGAAUGCUGUCAAGAAAUUGAAUGCCACUUCCAAAGUUGAUAACAUCAUUGCGGAAAACCCGAACAAGUCUCUCGAUGAACUAGUGGCAGAGAAGAAGAUCAAUGCGGACCAAAAGGCCCAAGUCUUAAAGAAACCUUCCCUGCAAGCGGCCGUAUUCCAAAUUGAGGAGCAAAUAAAUCAGUACAAGCAAUAUGGGCAAUAUUAUGAAGACCGCCUCUCCAGCCAGAAAAUCGAAAUAGAAAAGGCCCACAAAGAUGAGUUGAAAGUCCUUAAAGAAAAGGUUGCUGCAGAGAUAUUAGAAUCUGUUGAAAAAGAAUUCGAACAAAGAUUGUUGGUGCUCAGCCAAUUUUUGCGCGCUGCUGCGGCCAUGAGACGCUCUGGAGACGAAACUUCAAGUGAUAGCCGAGCUUUUGAAGGCGCGUUGUUCCAGGUCUAUGGGGGAACAGAGGAGGCAGUCAGCGCUAUGGUUAAACUGAUCAACGGCACGGAUGACAUUGUUCCAAGUGUUGAUGCGGAGCCUCUCGACGUCCCAUACUCGAGGGUCAAACAAGCUUCUCUAGAAUAUAUCCCCCCCGCUACUGAAGCGUGGACUGAGGAGACUCAGCCAUCCGAAUCAGCUUCUGCUGCCGGAACCAAUGUCGUGACCGAUCCUACAAUCGCUCAUGCCGGUCUAACUGAACUUCAGGACCCUCCUUUAGCUGCUCAACAAGCACCUACGACCAACGGAUUCCCAACUUCUGGAACCCCACACCCAGAUGAAAUUUCUUCUGCCCCAAGCCAAUCCGCUGUUAACAACGAAACGGCAAACCCAAGAGCUCAAAUGAGGUGGGAUAAUCAAGGAUCAAAAAUGUCCGCUUCGACCACCGCUGAGGGAUGGGUCGAAAUCGAGAAAGCUGAUGUAGAAGGUACAUCAACAACAACAGCAACACAAGGUGUGCAUCCAACACUCCCCACCUCUGGUAGCUGGGCUGAAGAUAUUCCAGUGCAAACCUCCGUCGCAGAUGGAGCUUCUCCAGAGCCAAAUGACGGUUUCAAACCGGUCGUCAGCCACCACGCCAGGCAAAAUAGUGGACGUGGUAGAGGCUUCCGUGGCCGUGGCGGGCCUCGUGGUGAGGGGUUCCGGGGUCGUGGAGGAUUCCGUGGGGAUCGCGGCGACUAUCGCGGGCGCGGGCGCGGUCGUGGUGGUGAAUACCGUGGCCGCGGCGGGCGUGGUGGGUAUAAUAACGCGCAGGGACCUCCACAACAGUCCCAUGCUGCCCAAGCUCCUGCGGAGCACACGGCAUAG
Molecule: messenger RNA, 1491 nt
Organism: Histoplasma capsulatum G186AR
Lineage: Eukaryota; Fungi; Ascomycota; Eurotiomycetes; Onygenales; Ajellomycetaceae
Exons: 4
Coding region: 1-1491 (496 amino acids)
Source: RefSeq, a predicted model, not a curated record